CUUGUGCUAUUUGUUAUCCCGCAUCUUUCUCUCUAACAUUUUUAUUAUAUCCAAUGUCCUCGAAUAAAUGCGUAUAUUAUAUUUGAUGUUCUGCUAUAUCAGUUGUAUGAAAGUUGUUCAGGAAAUUGGGGAGCAAAGCGUUCAAUACAACCAUCCACCGCCUCAGAUGGAGGAAUAUUUUGAUCCUUUACAAUGCAGCAGCUCUCUGCAGAUCGGUUACAAUCAGUGUGUUUCAGAUCAGGCCACUGUUAAAGCUUCUGCAGCAAAUGGAUUCGUCCCUGGUUGGAUGCUUUGAUUGUUUUUAACUACAAUUACAGAAUUAAAAAUCUUCAUACAUAUAUAAAUACCAAGGUUAGAGCACAAUAAGCAAAACCAAACCUAUAUUUUACUGUCUAUAUGUUAGUAUGAAGCGAUGAUCGAAAUGUAAGGCGAUAUCCCCCUUUUGUUGUAAUAAUCUGGAUAAAAUAUUGAAUAUUAUAAGAGUAAAGCUUAGUUACUCAUUAUAUAUAUGAUCGAAAUGUGAGGCGGUGCCCCCAUUUUGUUGCAAAA
Messenger RNA from Gossypium raimondii (Peruvian cotton), 549 nucleotides. RefSeq names its product agamous-like MADS-box protein MADS2. NCBI's taxonomy places the organism in Eukaryota, Viridiplantae, Streptophyta, Magnoliopsida, Malvales, Malvaceae. The transcript has 2 exons. Bases 68 to 295 code for a protein of 75 amino acids. The record is from RefSeq and is a predicted model, not a curated record.